Candidozyma auris is the source of this 573-nucleotide messenger RNA. RefSeq names its product Arf family GTPase SAR1 (gene SAR1). The record is from RefSeq and is a predicted model, not a curated record. Bases 1 to 573 code for a protein of 190 amino acids. Gene Ontology annotation, molecular function: GTP binding; GTPase activity. Gene Ontology annotation, cellular component: endoplasmic reticulum exit site; COPII vesicle coat. Gene Ontology annotation, biological process: intracellular protein transport; endoplasmic reticulum to Golgi vesicle-mediated transport; vesicle organization. NCBI's taxonomy places the organism in Eukaryota, Fungi, Ascomycota, Pichiomycetes, Serinales, Metschnikowiaceae. The transcript has 2 exons.
AUGUUUAUUAUCAACUGGUUUCAAGACGUUUUGUCUUCUUUAGGUUUGUGGAAUAAGCAUGCAAAGUUGUUGUUCCUUGGUUUGGACAACGCUGGUAAGACCACCUUGUUGCACAUGUUGAAAAAUGACAGAUUGGCUACGUUGCAGCCUACGUUGCAUCCUACCUCCGAGGAGUUGGCGAUCGGCAACGUGAGAUUCACAACUUUCGAUUUGGGGGGACACCAGCAGGCGCGUCGUUUGUGGAAGGACUACUUUCCUGAAGUCAACGGAAUUGUCUUCUUGGUUGAUGCUGCUGACCCAGAGAGAUUGGCCGAAUCGAGGGCUGAGUUGGAGUCCUUGUUCAAGAUUGAGGAGUUGGCAAACGUUCCAUUCUUGAUUUUGGGUAACAAGAUCGACUCUCAGGAUGCUGUUAACGAGACUGAUUUGAAAGCCGCUUUGAACUUGUAUGGUACCACCGGUAAGGACGGUCAAAAGUUGCCUGAGAACGUCAGACCGAUUGAGGUUUUCAUGGUUUCUGUUGUCAUGAGAAUGGGCUACGGUGAGGGUUUCAAAUGGUUAUCCCAAUACAUCUGA